CGGCCAUACGCGUUUAUAACGCUAUGAUAAUGGUUAACUUAGCUCCAGACACCGGUUGUUGCCAAUCAAAAUGAAUGAUUUGAACGUCAGCGACGACGUCACAGAAGACUCUUACCAUGUGACGACAUUGGAAGUGAUCCUCAUCAUACCAGAUAUACUGGUAUUCAUCAUUGGUAUAAUUGGAAACGGUACUUUGUGUCUUAUUAUUUUUGCCAACCAAUCAAUGCGUACAAGACACAAUACACUAAUAUGUAAUUUAGCGGUUGGUGAUCUCAUUUUCCUUCUAUUCAACGUCCCGAUUAAAAUCAUUCACACGUUCAACCCCACUAUCUUCGACAGUGUCGCUUCUUGUAAAAUGGCAAGCAUAUGUUCAGUGAUAACAAUCGCAGUAUCAUCGCUCUCAAUUGCUGCAUUGAGUGCAGAACGAUAUUUUGCAUCGGCAACCGCCAGAAACACAACGAUGACUGUAUUAAAAUUGAAAAAAAUCGUGGUACCAACUAUCUGGAUUUGCGCUAUCAUCUGCUCAAUACCAGUUUUAGUUCUCGCUAAAAUUAUGGAUCAUGGAGGAAAAACAUAUUGCCAAUAUAUGCCCGUUGAAACAUCAUAUGCGAUUGCAUACGAGGUUAUGAUUGGAAUUGCACUCAUAAUUAUCCCCCUGAUUAUCACUGUUGCGUUUUACUUAUCCAUGGCUAGGAAACUGGUUCGAGACUACAGUGAAAUGUCGGCUGGAGGUUCAAGCAGUCGUGAGGAAAAUAGUGUUCAUCAUGAUUCGGUGUCCCGACAGAGACGGGAAAGAGGACGACAGAGCUUAGCUGCCACAGUUAUUGCGAUCGCAGUCAUUUUUGGGAUUUGUUGGUUACCAAUAACAUUCUUCAAUAUAUUAAUUAAAGUUGCUCUCCACAAUGAGAUGUGGUAUAUUUUGGACUGGCCUGGCUUACACGCAUUGGGACAGGUUCUUGGUAUAUUUUCUCAUAUGAACUCCUGUGUUAACCCAAUCGUUCUGUACAUACGUAGUCGCACGUACCACACAUAUUUUAACAAAUAUUUGUGUUACUGUUGUACAAAUGCGAGACGAUACAUGAAACCUCCAGUCAGCACGUAACGUAACGCGUGUCAUUAAGAUAGUCUUGAUUGGAAAAACAAUAUAUCUUUUUGAUUUUUUUAAAAAAAUAUAAUAUUUUCAGGGACAACUUAUAUAGGACUCAAGUUACAUGCGUUCCAAUGUAAUGUUCAAAAUAGUUACCGGUACUUUGUAUAUAGAAAACUGUAUAUGCAUGUGGAGAUGUACUUGAAUAUUUAAACUAAAUGGUGUAUUCGUGUAUGUCGUAUGUUGCUGAUCAGUACAGCCAUUUAUGCUAAUCAGAAUGUGAUUGCCCUUACACCAGUUUUCAAAUAAAAACAAAACUUAAUUAUAUAUAUAUACAUAUAUAUAUAUAUAUAUUUAUAUAUAAUUGUUGUAUUAUACUUCAAUCAAAAUGUAAAUCUGAAUUCAAUAGGUUUUCCAAUAUUACGUAAAAAUAGUGUGUGAGGACGAGGGUAUGAAUUGUGUUUAAUUAUAGUAGUGUUUUUGACUAGGGAAGGCACUCUACUCUUUAUACAAAACUUCAGAUACGGUUUUGUAGUUCUUAAUGGCAUUGGUUUUCUUCUUUUGUUGACUUGGCAAGUUGUUUCAAGGUGAGCUUCCCUAAUUAUUUGCUGUUGACCCUACUUUUUUAGUUUAGUUUUUUAUUGCUGAACUUUCUGAUGGAAUUAAAAUAUUAUGUUGUAUGCUGACGAUACUAUGUCGUUCUGAUCUCCAAUUGAAGAAAUCUUCAGUAUAUUAUUUACCGUAUCUAUGAAUAGAGUGGGAAAUGGAGAAUGAUUCUUAACCCUGGAAAAGUUAUAGAAUUACUCGUUUUUCAAGAGUUAAAUCAGUAAAAUGUACCGGUAUUCGAUUAAUGAAGAGCAAGCAGAAUUUGCAUUCUAAAUUAAAUAAAAAUUAAAAGCUCAAUUUAUUUUCUGUUAGAUGGAGUUUAAUUUUUUUAAAGCUAUAUCCUUGGUAUACCUAUCCUAUAUCUUCUUCUUCUUCGUGUACCAUAGCAUAUUAUGCCGUAGGCGUUCAUGGAUUGUCUGUCAGUGUCUGUCCUGUCUUUUUCCAUCUCUUUCUAUCUCUCGCAAUAUUCCCAAGCUCUACAUCAUUCUUCACAUUCAGCUUUUCUUUCAUCCAAUCAAGCAUCUUCAUCCUUUGCCUUCCUCUCGCCCUUUUCCCCUUCAAUUCCAUCUCGAUGAUAUGUCUUU
Molecule: messenger RNA, 2277 nt
Organism: Anneissia japonica
Lineage: Eukaryota; Metazoa; Echinodermata; Crinoidea; Comatulida; Comatulidae
Product: endothelin receptor type B-like
Exons: 2
Coding region: 71-1102 (343 amino acids)
Biological process (GO): G protein-coupled receptor signaling pathway
Cellular component (GO): membrane
Molecular function (GO): G protein-coupled receptor activity
Source: RefSeq, a predicted model, not a curated record